AUGGCCGUGUUCGCGGUGGUUUCACUCUCAGGGGCGGACAAAAAAUCGAAGCAGACGAUGAAGACGCCGGUGGAUAGAGACGGCGACACCAACCCCACAUGGAAUUCUCGUAUGAGGUUCACGGUGGAUGAGGCAGAGCUCCGGAAGAACCUUCUUGCUCUUGAUUUUAAGCUUGUUUGUGAGCGUGCGUUAGGCGAUAAAGAUAUUGGCGAAGUCCAUGUACCCAUCAACGACCUUCUUGAAUCUCCGGCGGCCACCGGUAACUAUGGAAAGCAGCAGCAAUUUGUGAGUUACCAAGUGAGGAAACCUAAUGGCCAACCUAAAGGUCAAAUAACUUUUUCAUAUAAGUUCGCUGGUGCAGUGACUGCUUCACCAGCACCUGUUCCUGGCGCCACUAAACUUGACGAGGAACCUGUUACAACAUAUCCUGCUGUAGGGCCCAGCUUUGCGGAUCCUCCUCCAUCCCCAGGAGGAGUAUAUCCUCCUUAUCCGGUUGCCCAGGCUACAGAGCAGUACCCACCACCUGGAGGAUAUCCUCCGCCGCCACCCGGGUACGGGUACCCACCUCCACCGUCUUAUGGCGGGUACCCACCUCCACCACCACCGUCUUAUGGUGGGUACCCACCACCACCACCACCACCGUCAGGAUAUGGAUAUCCACCCGAACCUGGGAUCGAGUGGAGUGGAGACAACCAGAGAUCUGGUGGACAUGUUGGUGUAUUGCACAACUGGGGAUGA
Fraxinus pennsylvanica is the source of this 738-nucleotide messenger RNA. NCBI's taxonomy places the organism in Eukaryota, Viridiplantae, Streptophyta, Magnoliopsida, Lamiales, Oleaceae. The record is from the annotation of a GenBank genome assembly.